This is a messenger RNA of Peniophora sp. CBMAI 1063, 285 nucleotides long. The record is from the annotation of a GenBank genome assembly. NCBI's taxonomy places the organism in Eukaryota, Fungi, Basidiomycota, Agaricomycetes, Russulales, Peniophoraceae.
AUGACCCCUCUGCCCAAACCCAACCCGACCAGCUCAACCCGUGUUACCGUAAGGCAGCUAUAUCUCUCAGGUCCCGUUGGCGCCCGCCGCUCCGAUAUCCCCCAAGCAGCGGCUGUACUCGCCCAAUGCGCCUCCCAGCCUUCUUCCUCGUGCGCGGGAAGGAGAAGUGGCGAACCUCUUCGGCCGACACCUUUCAGAAUCUGCUCAGCAAUACGCCAUGCAAGCCGCGACCGUUCACCGCCCCCGACUAUUGGCACCGACUCAGGCUCAAGUGCAAGCUGGUAG